AUGGCAGCCUCAAAGACAAACAAUCAGAAUCAGCAUACACCUCAUGGCAGCAUCGUGGAAACUGUCCUGCAGCGGCUAGACACAAUAUUUGAGGACUUUUGGCUAAAGUUACAGCAACGAAUGCAGCCUUGUCUCCAGGAGCAGCAGAAAGAAACAAAGGGGAACCAGCGGACACGGCAGUGUGGGCCUUCUCUGAGAGACCUUAAAGCACAAGUCCACCUGGGCUGA
Molecule: messenger RNA, 228 nt
Organism: Pelobates cultripes (western spadefoot toad)
Lineage: Eukaryota; Metazoa; Chordata; Amphibia; Anura; Pelobatidae
Source: the annotation of a GenBank genome assembly